Molecule: messenger RNA, 1056 nt
Organism: Eremothecium sinecaudum
Lineage: Eukaryota; Fungi; Ascomycota; Saccharomycetes; Saccharomycetales; Saccharomycetaceae
Gene: DYN3
Product: dynein light intermediate chain
Exons: 1
Coding region: 1-1056 (351 amino acids)
Source: RefSeq, a predicted model, not a curated record
AUGCAAACCUGGAGGGAACUAUUAGAGACUAAUAAUGACCAAUUAGAUUAUACAAGGGCUGUUACUUAUGUUAUAUGUUGUCAAAACAAAGAUACUUUAAACCAAUUCCUCUCUCAAUGCUGGAAGAUCGAAGAAAAUGAGAUGGUUACAAACCUAGAGCCGCUAGGUUUCUUUACCAAAGAUAUUGGCUCUGAAGAUGAGCGGUUAACUGUGAAUGUUUACUAUGUGCGAAGUCCCUUAAGUGUGCAGCUUUUAAAGUAUCUAAAGGUGUUCGGAGAAGAUAUAGAUCUCGCGGAAGCUAGGUGGGUUUGGUUAAUGGACUGGAUCCGCGAUGAUAAAAGGCACUGGCUAAGGAACAUGGCCACUUCAGUUGCCGCUCUUGCAGAGGUAGGCCUUGAAGUCCCUCCAGGAGGUUCCGUGGCGGUUAUGUUAAGCCCAAGCCACGUGCUCCAGCUCGAACGAAACACCAUGCUCUGGAACUCGCGUAGGCUUGACAUGGUACACCAGAGCAUUCGUGCAGCUUGCUUGAAGAGCAAGUCCUCUCUGGUUACCUUCGAUCCUGAUGACGCUCCAGAACUUGACACUCGCGCCGUACGCAGCCUCAUUCAGAACACACUAUACAAGAAAGACCCGGAGAUGGCCAGCCUCCACGACCUUUUUAUCCCAUAUGGAACCGACUCCGUCGGUAAGAUCUGUACUAUUUCCCCUGAGUUUCCAGUAGAUGCUGUUUUCGAUGAAGAGUUUAUCGCUGGCACCUUCGAGGCCACGAUAACUGCUGGACGAGACCCUAUCGCCACUUUAAAUUCACCAGACCAGCAUUCAGAGGCCUCAUACUGGUCUUUUGAUCUCCAGAAACGCUUGGCGCAACUGUACAAGCAACAAGAUUGCAGUAGCAAGUCCCACGCCUCAACACAUCACAGGUUUCACAAACUACAGACAGAAGACUACAAUUAUCAAUUUAAACUACCAGAAAAUAUACCAGCAGUAAGAGAUCGAUCAAUGCCAAGAUCACCAGUAGCAGAUAGCCCACACCAUGAUACCUUAGAAUCUGUCUAA